Molecule: messenger RNA, 4567 nt
Organism: Prunus mume (Japanese apricot)
Lineage: Eukaryota; Viridiplantae; Streptophyta; Magnoliopsida; Rosales; Rosaceae
Gene: SPA2
Product: SPA1-related 2
Biological process (GO): photomorphogenesis; protein phosphorylation
Molecular function (GO): protein binding; protein kinase activity; ATP binding
Source: RefSeq, a predicted model, not a curated record
UGUUCCUUUUCAGCGUUCCAAUUCAGAAAAUCACCAGACAGAAAAAAAAAAUACAGAAGAAAAUUAACAGAAGAAAAUUUCCUCACUGAAUUUUCAAAGAAAAAAAAGAUAAUACAGAGAGUGAGAAAAUUAUCCGAAAAUAGCGAAGGGAGGUUAAAGAUAUUUGCUUUCCAUUUUCUGGCAAAAAGAUACCAACACCUCGGCUUUCUUUUCACUUUAUUCUUCAGCUUUGGCUUCUCUUAGGGUUUUUGAGCUUGACGAUUCUUCCAGUUUUGACUUCCUCUGAGGCUUACUGCGUCAGAGAAUUGAACCGUCCGGGUUUCGCCGUCUGUUGUGGAAACUGCUUUUUCGGAGCCAAUUCAGGUACUUGCACGUGGUUCCUCACUGAACAAAUUCCUUUAUAGAGCGUCAUCUAGAGUUGGUUGAAUGAAAUCAGUAUAGGCAGCAUGGAUGAUCUAGUGGCGGAGGAAGUGACCUCAUCAGAUCCAGCAGAGGGUACACAGCUCCAAAGGAAAGAAAAUGAGUUUUCACUGAAACCCGAAAACAACACAUUAGAAUGCCAAGAGAUGCAUAUACCAGGUGAGGACAAUUAUUCCCCAAGCUCACGUCAGGAGUUUUUGGAGAUGUUUGACAGUCAUAGUGUAGAUAGGAAUAUGCGCCAUGUGAAUGGAUUAGAACACCAAUAUAAUAGUCUAGGCUUUAUGGAAGAUGCUGGUUUCACGGGGGAAGAGUUAACCGUGAGAAAUUGCAAUAAUCCAAACUUAGCUAUUCUUGAUACAUCAAACAAUCAAGGAAAGAUGCAAGCUAGGCAGAACUCGUGGCAACAUUUAUAUCAGCUAGCAAGUGGAUCAGGAAGUGGGAGUUCGCGGGUCAAUACUGCAUUCAGGGAUAAUGGGCAGGUAAUGCCCAAUGGCAUGGAGAAUGGGAGGUCCACAUCUUUCCCUGAGUUUUUGGCUCAGAAGGCAUUUAGUGACAACCACUAUGAAGUUGUGGAAGAAUUGACAAAUACUGGAAAUAGAGGGGUUUCAGGCAAUACUUACGCAGGUAUCCGGACAAAAAUCCUAUCUAAAUCAGGCUUUUCUGAGUUUUUUGUUAAAAAUACAUUGAAAGGUAAGGGUGUCAUUUGCAAAGGUCCAUACCAUGCGAGCUGUCAUGUUGAACCUAGAAACCUGAAUAGAGCAAAUGUGGUUGAUGGUUCUAUGUCAUCUUCUUUGGGUGGUGGUUCUAUGGCUGCUUCAGAUCCAAUACUGAGUCCGGAUGCCAAUAUUUUUAUGCCUUCUUCCAAUGGUGAGAAUGUUGGGCCCAGGCCUUGUGGCUCUGAUCAUGAUGGUAUCAGUUUGAGAGAAUGGCUGAAAACUGGACGUCCUAAAGCGAAUAAAGUUGAAUGCAUGAAUAUAUUUAGACAGAUAGUGGAUCUGGUGGAUCACUUCCAUUCUCAAGGAGUUGCUUUGCAUGGAUUGCGGCCUUUUUUCUUCCAGUUGUUGCCUUCAAAUCAGGUCAAGUAUGUCGGCUUACUAGUCCAAAAGGAGAUGUCAGCGAGUAUAAUGGAUGAAGAUAUUUCUCACUCAGAAAAUAGUUCAAUUGGAAAAAAACUAGUCGAGCAGGAGUUUUCAUCUGUUGGUUUAUCUGCAAAGAAGCAAAAGAUCAGUCAGAACACUAGAUUGCAAUGGCCUCAGUUCCUGACCACUUCCUACGUCAGACGUGAAACUAUGAAUACCAGCUGCAUCAACAUCAUUGGUCUGCGGAACAGAAGUGAUGCAUUUGAUGAACGUAACCCAGGUACAAAGCAUGGGACACGUACCAAGUCCAGCAGUCCUCAUAUGCGUAAUGCAGCUCAACAGUUGACUUCAAUAAGUGAUCAUUUGGAAGAGAAGUGGUAUAUUAGUCCGGAGGAACUCAGUGAGGGGAGCUGCACAGCUUUAUCAAAUAUCUACAAUCUGGGUGUUCUUCUUUUUGAGUUACUUGCUCAUUUUGACUCAAAUAGCGCCCUUGCUGCAGCAAUGUCCAACCUGCGCCAUAGAAUUCUCCCCCCUAAUUUUCUGUCAGAAAAUGCUAAGGAGGCUGGAUUUUGUCUUUGGCUACUUCAUCCAGAUCCAUCAUCACGCCCAACAACAAGGGAAAUUCUACAAUCUGAAGUAGUUAAUGGGCUACAGGAGGUUUGUGUAGAAGAAUUGUCAUCUUCUGUGGACCAAGAGGAUGCAGAAUUGGAGUUAUUAUUGCAUUUCCUUACAUCAAUGAAAGAAAAGAAGCAGAAGGCUGCCACCAAGUUGAUGGAAACCAUUCGGUUCCUAGAAGCUGAUGUUGAAGAAGUUGAGAGGAGGCACUGUUCAAGAAAACCCCUGAUUGAUCGUUGCUUGUACAAUGAAUCCCUGAAUGCAAGGAAAAAUACAUUGGUUCUUGAAGAAGAUUCAAGGUCAGAGGGGCUUUCUCCAAUAUCUUCUGUUCCUAGUUCAAAUGAUUCAAGGUUGAUGAGGAAUAUCGAUCAGCUUGAGAGUGCUUACUUCUCGAUGAGAUCAAGAAUUCAGUAUCCUGAGACUGAUUCUACAAUACGCACAGAUAAAGAUUUACUAAGAAAUCGCAAGAAUUGGUGUGUGGCAACGAAAGAUGAAGAAAAGGAGACUGCCACUGAUCGACUGGGAGCCAUCUUCGAUGGUUUGUGCAGGUAUGCUCAUUACAGUAAGUUUGAAGUACGUGGCAUACUAAGAAAUGGAGAUUUCAACAGUUCCUCAAAUGUAAUUUGCUCUUUGAGUUUUGAUCGGGAUGAAGACUAUUUUGCUGCUGCUGGGAUCUCAAAGAAAAUUAAGAUUUUUGAGUUUAAUGCUUUCUUCAACGAUUCUGUUGAUAUUCAUUAUCCGGCGAUUGAGAUGUCAAACAAAUCAAAGAUCAGCUGUGUUUGCUGGAACAACUAUAUCAAAAACUAUCUGGCAUCAACUGAUUAUGAUGGGGUAGUCAAGUUAUGGGAUGCCAGCACUGGUCAAGAAUUUUCUCAAUACAAUGAGCAUGAACGGAGGGCUUGGUCUGUAGACUUUUCUCAAGUAUAUCCGACAAAAUUAGCCAGUGGAAGUGAUGAUGGUUCUGUGAAACUAUGGAGCAUUAAUGAGAAAAAAUGUUUAGGAACCAUCAAGAACAUUGCAAAUGCAAAUGUAUGUUGUGUGCAGUUCUCUGCACACUCAACUCAUUUACUGUCCUUUGGAUCUGCGGACUUCAGAACCUAUUGCUAUGAUCUUCGGAAUACUAAGAUUCCGUGGUGUGUACUGGCCGGCCAUGAGAAAGCUGUAAGCUAUGUAAAAUUUUUGGACUCUGAGACCCUUGUUUCUGCAUCCACUGACAACACAUUAAAGCUAUGGGAUCUUAACAAAAGCAGUAUAAAUGGUCCAUCCACCAAUGCUUGCAGCUUAACCCUUGGGGGACAUACCAAUGAGAAGAACUUUGUGGGUUUGUCCGUUUCAGAAGGUUACAUAGCUUGUGGUUCAGAAACAAAUGAGGUUUAUGCUUACUAUAGAUCUCUGCCUAUGCCAAUCACUUCACACAAGUUUGGCUCUAUAGAUCGUAUUUCUGGAACUGAGACUGAUGAUGAUAAUGGACAAUUUGUUUCGAGUGUCUGCUGGAGAGGGAAAUCAGACAUGGUUGUUGCUGCCAAUUCAAGUGGGUGUAUAAAAGUGUUGCAGAUUAUUUAAGGAAAAGGUAACCCCCUUGACAUCAAUCAAGAAGUCAUUAUCCUUUUGAAACCUUCUUGAUGGCUUGUUAUUCCCUGAGUUUCUUCUGGGAGGCCUAUUAUAAAGCUGAAACUGUAAGUUCAUAUGGCGAAACUCCCGGAAGUAAGUUUUCAUGGAAAGACUAUGAAUCUUAGAUUCUUAGUGCAUCUCGGAUUCUAGCCAUCAACGUUUGAUAGAGGGGCCGAACUUGACUAAAUUACUCACGGUGAACAUUUCAGCCCCAAAAUAUGGAAUCUGAAGGACAUCCAUCUGGUUGUGAAAAUAUUUUGAAUCUUCAAAUCAGAAGUUUGUGAUACCGGCACAAGAACUGACCAACUUUUAACAGUGUCGUAUUGCAAUCAAUAAAGGAGACUUGAGGAUUUCUUUGUGAUACUCGGCUUCGAAAAUUUUAAAUUGUGAUAACCAUGACCAAAGUGAAAUCCGGAUGAGCGGUUUGCAGAUGAAAAUAGAUUCUUGGAACAGCAGUGUCAAGCAUAAGUGAUUAAACUGGGGAAUAGAAGUCUGAGCUCCAUCCCUAAGCUAAGCAUUUAUUCCUCAACAGUUUCAGUUUAUGCAGGAAUGAUGUUACAUAGAUCAUUUUCAGAUCACAUUAGCGGUCAACUAAUUUGAUUAGAAUGUAUGUUCUUUAUAGCAUUAUUCAUUUCAAGUCCUAUUCUUAAAUGAAGGGCUGUCAUAUAAUAUAAGACCAAAGUGUUUGGUGAGAAAACAACUAAAAAGCAUUUGUAACACUUUCAAAGAGGAUGAUCCCUCUUGAGUGGUUUUCAGUAUAUAUAGCGUAGUACAUAGGGCCUCAUGUUGUAAACUUCAGGAGAUUAGGUUUUAUAUGAACGUCCUUUUUUUGGGAGCUCACA